CCUGCGAAAAAGCACUUCACUGCCUCCGACUCCCAAGCUUUUCUCUCUCACUUCGCUCCCACCAUCUCUCUCAUUUUGAUUCUCUGGCUCAAAGCAGAAAACUGCCAAAAACUGUAACUUCGGUGGACACGGAAGAUACGACCACUGACCCAGAUCAAUUUCGAACUCAAAAGCCGAUCGCCUAUCGCUUUAGAUAACAAUGGUCGACGUCGACCGGAGGAUGACCGGUCUUAACCCGGCUCAUGUUGCCGGCCUACGGCGACUCUCUGCCCGUGCUGCGUCCGUUCCGGCCACUUCCUCUUCCUCAUCCUCCCUGCCUGCACGUAACGGCCUCCUGUCGUUCUCUUCUCUGGCAGAUAAAGUCAUGACUCACCUCCGCAGCUCAGGCAUACAGGUUCAACCUGGUCUCUCCGAUGCGGAGUUUGCUAGAGCAGAGGCUGAGUUCGGUUUCGCAUUCCCACCGGACCUUCGAGCCGUUCUCGCCGCUGGCCUUCCCGUCGGCCCGGGAUUCCCAGACUGGCGCUCCCCUGGUGCUCGACUCCACCUUCGUGCUUCGCUGGAUUUGCCAAUCGCUGCGAUUUGUUUUCAAAUUGCCAGGAAUACUUUCUGGUCCAAGUCCUGGGGUCCGAGGCCGUGCGAACCGGAAAAGGCAUUACGAGUCGCCAGGAAUGCGCUCAAGCGAGCUCCUCUUUUGAUUCCUAUCUUCAACCAUUGUUACAUUCCUUGUAAUCCCUCCCUGGCCGGGAAUCCUAUAUUCUUCGUGGACGAGAAUAGGAUCUUCUGUUGCGGUUUGGAUCUAUCGGACUUCUUCGAUCGCGAGUCUCUUUUCCAGAGCUCCGAAUCCGAUCUUAUACUGAAGAAGCAGAGAUCCGUUAGCGAGAAAUCCGCGGGUUCGUCGACCAACUUCUCGAGGAGGAGCUUAGACACAGGAAUCGUCGCAGGAGGAAGAACACCGAGGUGGGUCGAGUUUUGGAGCGAUGCCGCCGUUGAUCGGCGGCGUAGGAACUCAUCGUCUUCGUCGACAUCUUCGCCGGGGAGAUUCUUCGAGAUCCCCCGGUCAGUAGUCCCGAAAUGGGUUGAGGAAUACAUAGGCCAAAUCGGGUCGGUUUUGAGAGAAGGCGGUUGGAGCGAGUCGGAUGUAUCCGAUAUCGUGGAGGUAUCUGCGGCAGGGUUCUUCGAAGGAGAGAUGGUGAUGUUGGAUAAUCAGGCGGUGCUGGAUGCUCUGUUGCUGAAAGCGGAUCGACUCUCGGACUCGCUCCGUAAAGCCGGGUGGAGCUCCGAGGAGGUGUCGGACGCUCUAGGAUUCGACUUUCGACGGGAGAAGGAAAGGAAACCGGUUAAGAAGCUAUCGCCUGAAUUGGUGGAGAGGAUCGGGAAACUUGCAGAGUCAGUUUCCGGUUCAUAGCGUUUCUCAUUUCCUUCUCUUUGUUCACUUAAAAGGGAAAAAAGAAAUUGAAUUUUAAUUUUGGUAAAGACAUUGGGGCGUGUUUUGUAAACAAUGAAUGAGGAAUUGGGAAAGGUAAGCGUAAAAAGCUGUAUUGUACUGUUACGGAACAACAUGGAAUAUAGAUCAAAGGGUUCAUAAUUAAAUGUUUACAUAUAUAAAUAAAAUAGUUUACAUACUGUUUGUUUUGUACAGCGCC
Molecule: messenger RNA, 1643 nt
Organism: Neltuma alba
Lineage: Eukaryota; Viridiplantae; Streptophyta; Magnoliopsida; Fabales; Fabaceae
Exons: 1
Coding region: 200-1405 (401 amino acids)
Source: RefSeq, a predicted model, not a curated record